This is a messenger RNA of Notothenia coriiceps (black rockcod), 534 nucleotides long. RefSeq names its product ATP-binding cassette sub-family A member 1-like. Gene Ontology annotation, molecular function: ABC-type transporter activity; lipid carrier activity. The record is from RefSeq and is a predicted model, not a curated record. The annotation marks the transcript as partial. The transcript is spliced from 4 exons. Gene Ontology annotation, cellular component: membrane; intracellular membrane-bounded organelle. Lineage: Eukaryota; Metazoa; Chordata; Actinopteri; Perciformes; Nototheniidae. Gene Ontology annotation, biological process: transmembrane transport; lipid transport.
AUGACAGGAAGUAGGCGCACCAUCAUCCUGUCCACGCACCACAUGGACGAGGCGGACAUCCUGGGGGACCGGAUCGCCAUCAUCUCCCACGGGAAGCUGUGCUGCGUGGGCUCCUCGCUCUACCUGAAGAACCAGCUGGGGACCGGAUACUACCUGACCCUGGUGAAGAGGGAAGGGGCGGGCAGGACCUCCGUCAGCAGGAAGUCCUCCAGCAGCACCUCGCUCAGAGAGAAGGAGGGGGAGUGCUCCUCCAUCAGCAGCAGUGACGCCGGCCUCGGCAGCGAACAUGAGAGUGAGGUGGCGACUAUUGAGAGCGCCGCCCCCUUGCCCGAUGUGAUCCAGGUCUCCGGGCUGAUCCAGGGUCACGUCCCGGCGGCUCGCCUGGUGGAGGAUCUGGGCCAUGAGCUGACCUACGUCCUGCCGUACAGCGCGGCCAAGGACGGGGCCUUCGCGGAGCUAUUCAGCGACCUGGACCAGAAGCUGGCCGAACUCGGCAUCUCCAGCUACGGUGUGUCGGACACAACGCUGGAGGAG